AUGGCAGCCUCAAACCUGGAGGUCUUCCAAGGCGGGACCUUCAUCUUCGAAGUCGGCGGCGCGGAGUUCACCGUGUACAAGAAACUCAUCGCCCGCUCAUCUGACGCCCUGCUCGCUCACAUCGAGAACAAGAUGAGAGAGUCGCAAACAGGGCGUGUGUGUUUGCAGGAAGUCGACGAGCACACCUUCGGUCGCUUCGUGGAGUACAUCUACACGGGCGAUUACAACCCUGCCGAGCCUGUAGAGCGGCCUGCUUCAAAGACAUCGAGGCAGGAGGGUGCAAGCUCGCCCCGCAGAUCUGCAACGUAUCGGCGCCGGGGUUUCCGUCGAAAUGCAUCCAGCGACAAUGAGCUGCUGUUGAUGAGAGGCGAUACUGGGGCUAGCCAACAGGCACUCUCCAGGAGUUCUUUCAUCAGCAAUAAGAGAAAGGCGGCGGCAGUCAUCUCGAAUGCUAUGGAUGAAUCUAGGAUGUGUGACGAGCAUCUGGAGAUGCUGGCCUCACCAACACAGCACAAACCAUGUCCACCGCCAGUUUUUAACAUCGACACAGUCAAGCCGCUCGCAACCAACUCGAUCAGCUGGGCUCGCCACAACGUCCGGCUCGACUACACACCGCUCUACAUGAGCCAUGCACAACUCUACGUCUUUGCGGAGAAAUACGACAUUCGCAAGCUCCGCAACCUGACGGCCGCUCGUCUGCGCGAAACCAUCCCCAGAUACCUCAGUUCCUCCCCUGCCGAAAUCGUGGGGCUCGCACGGCACGUCUACGACAACACACCAGACCGCACGCAGGAGGUCGACCAGCUGCGCAUGAUCGUGACGCAGUUCUGUGCGACGCACAUAGAUACGCUGCAGGAGUCUGCGGAAUUCGUCUCUAUGCUUCAUGACGGAGGACAGUUCCCCGAGGUGUUGGUACGCGAGCUGUGCAAGACUCGCAAACCUGCGGAGGGUGCAGUGGGAUCCUUAUUCGCGUGA
Messenger RNA from Neohortaea acidophila, 975 nucleotides. RefSeq lists its product as uncharacterized. The record is from RefSeq and is a predicted model, not a curated record. The transcript is spliced from 2 exons. The coding region runs from base 1 to 975 and encodes 324 amino acids. Lineage: Eukaryota; Fungi; Ascomycota; Dothideomycetes; Mycosphaerellales; Teratosphaeriaceae. Gene Ontology annotation, molecular function: protein binding.